CGAGUGACACAAACCAUUACCACCCGACUGUUUUGUUGUUUUUGUUCUUUCUGCGGCUUCGCUGUCUUCUGGAUGUCGCUGCUAAGCUUUCUUCCGCACCGUAUUUCCCAGCGUCUAACUGCACUCUAUUUCACUGCCUCCAGCUUUAGCCUCCAACGCCGACCACAAACUACUCAAACGAACACGAUGGCGGGUAUGACGGUGACGAAAAUCCCUGCCCUGAAGGACAACUUCAUGUACCUGAUCAAGUGUAACAAAACGCAGGAAGCGGCCGUCGUCGAUCCGGUUGCACCGGACCGUGUGCUGGAGGUCGUGCAGCAGGAAAAUUGUAAGCUGAACAAGCUGCUUACAACGCACCACCACUGGGACCAUGCCGGCGGUAACGAGGCACUGUACGAACGGUACCGUCAGAACCCGGCCUGGGGUGAGCUGAGCGUGUACGGUGGCGAGGACGAAAGGAUCGCCAAGCUAACGAACCCGGUCAAGCAGGAUGACACGUUCGAGAUAGGGAAUUUGCGCGUCCGUUGCCUUUCCACGCCGUGCCACACGACGUCGCACAUCUGCUACUUCGUCGAGAGCGAUACGGAGCGGGCCGUUUUUACCGGCGAUACGCUAUUCCUUGCCGGGUGCGGUCGAUUCUUCGAGGGCACACCGAUCCAAAUGUACGAAGCGUUGAUCGAGAAGCUGUCCAGCCUGCCGGACGAUACGCAGGUAUACUGUGGCCAUGAGUAUGCGCUGCAGAAUCUACGUUUUGGCCAGACGAUCGAACCGAACAACGAGGACAUACGGGCGAUGCUGUCAAAGGCUGAUACGCCCGAUGUGGAGCAACGUCGUGCACUCGUGCCAUCCACGAUUGGGCAGGAAAAGCGCAUUAACGUGUUUAUGCGCGUGAAGCAACCGCACAUGGAGGAGAAGUUUGGCACUAGCGAUCCGGUUGAGAUUAUGAAGCUGUUGCGGGCAGCAAAGGAUAAGUUUUGA
Messenger RNA from Anopheles maculipalpis, 978 nucleotides. It is a transcript of the gene tzn, whose product is annotated as hydroxyacylglutathione hydrolase, mitochondrial. Gene Ontology annotation, molecular function: hydroxyacylglutathione hydrolase activity. The transcript has 2 exons. NCBI's taxonomy places the organism in Eukaryota, Metazoa, Arthropoda, Insecta, Diptera, Culicidae. The record is from RefSeq and is a predicted model, not a curated record. The coding region runs from base 73 to 978 and encodes 301 amino acids.